UAAGAAUACAUACAAAAACAUUGUCCAAAUCUUUGCCACGAUGGAUGAAAGACUAGCCGAAGAAGGGGAGGCCCCUCGUCUAACAAUUAAGCGCAAAAUGGUGCUCGAUGUGGAUAAUUUGUUUCCAAUGUCUUCAAAAGUGGAUCCAAGCAAGUGCCGCGAUGAGUAUUUGGCGGACGCGGUCAAGCCAUACGAAAAGAUAGUCGAAGAGGUGGAGAGAGUCGUUAGGCGAGUGCAUGGUUCCUCACUUAAAGGCGCGACAGGAAACAUGACCGUGGAAGAAAUACUCUUUCGUGAGAUGGAGAUGCACGAUGAAGACUCGGACUCUGACCCCAAGAAGCACAAGAAAGUCAUUUCGGAGGAAGCCAAGGCGGCUGCCCUCGACAUUAUGGAUAUACUACAAAUUCGCUACGACGAUCUGAUACAAGAUAUGCGUAGGGUGUGCAUUAAUUUCCAGCUGGAGCAAUUAAAAUUUCGCAUGGUGGUGCUGCGUGAAAUGUGGCCGGGAGAUCCAUCGGUGCUGCCCUAUCGCAUGUUCGGCUGGUCUGUCGAAGAUUAUUUCCGUCGCUUCGAGCAGCCCAAUACGCUGUACAUCGACGUUAUGGAAAUGGAGCUGUCCAACGCCGAAAUGGAGUGUUUAAAGUUUCGUAUGGACUUGGAUGAGGUGCUACGGUUAAUAGACUCCAUACUCGUGGAUAUUAAAAAUAAUCGCGAUCUGUGUCGCUAUUCUAUGUCCGAUAUGCUCGAUACAAAGAUUGAUAUAGAAGAGGUUUUGAAUAGACCGCGCGCCAAGCUGCUUCACGAACACGACGAGAUGACGCUAGACCUCUUCCAGUAUAAGAGCGGCCAACGGAGUGCCCAAGCCGACCAGAAACGUCGCAACCUCAAGGCUCUACAGGUGCAACAGGAUUAUUAUGAUCCGAUUGAGCGGCGCUAUCUCGUCAACUGGACGUACAGCACCAUGGAGCAGGUCAACUAUAGUGACGAUCAGCAAUGCCAACUCUUGCUCGAUGAGCUCAAUAACGUUACGAAACUAAUCAAGGAGGAAAACUAUGUGUUCCAGUGUAGCAACCAAAAGUAUUAUGCCACCAUUGAGGAAUAUAAGAAUCGCAUCUACGAAACACAAAUGACGUAUGAUGUCGAUCUUGAAACGGCUGAGAACAAUGUUCAAAUCACGCGCAACAAAUUGCAAAAAGCCAAAGACGAUCUCAAGUUCUACAAGGAACAGAUAAAGGUGUUCCACGAGAAAAUCGCGCAUGUGCGUGAAUUGAUAGCAAUGGAGGAAGCCGCUGAAAUAGCCCGGGUGGCCAAGUUGGCUGAAUCUUUGCUGGCUGGUCCCAAAAAGGGCAAGGGUAAGGACAAAGCUAAGGGCAAAGGUAAGGGUAAGGACAAAAAGUAGAAACAUUAAAUGAUACUCCAUAGUCUAUACUCGUGUAAAUAAAAUUGAGACGAAACUAA
Molecule: messenger RNA, 1458 nt
Organism: Scaptodrosophila lebanonensis
Lineage: Eukaryota; Metazoa; Arthropoda; Insecta; Diptera; Drosophilidae
Exons: 3
Coding region: 41-1399 (452 amino acids)
Source: RefSeq, a predicted model, not a curated record